GAGAGACACACAGCAGAAGAUCGGAGUCUUGGAGUGGAGAAUAAUGACUCAGAUAAUAACAUUGGAUGAACUCCUUCUGAGCACUCUGCAAGAUUUGGAGCAAAAGGAUUUCAAGCUGUUCAAAUGGCACCUGUGCCAGGAUGUGCUGUUGGAGUUUAUACCUUUUCGAAAAGCCUGUCUUGAGGACACAGAAAGAGAGGACACAGUCACCAAGAUGAUGGAACGCUACCUCAGGGAUGGGGCUAUAACAGUUACCAUAGCUAUUUUGAGGAAGAUGAACCAGAAUGAUCUUGCAGAAAAGCUGGAAGAAGCGAAAAAUAAAUUGCCCCCAUCUCCAGUCAGAGAAAAAAUAGUCGUCACCACAGAUAGAGUAAUUGCUAAGCAUAAUCUCAGACUCAUGAAGAGAGUAAAAGUAGUGGACCGUAUAGCCAAGAUCUUGCUUUCCAAAGGUUUCAUCCAGAAUGAAAUGUACUCUAAAAUCUGCUCAGCAUCUACAUCAAUGGAGAAAAUAUGGUAUUUGAUGAAAGCGCUAAAUGCUGGAGGGUCAUCAGCGAAAAGUGCCUUUAUUGACACACUGAAUGAAAUGGAGCCAAGUCUUCUGGAGGAUCAGGAUGAAGGAGGUCAAGCUAACCGUCUUUCAGAGAUGAGUUUGGUUCUGCUGGGGAAGAGAGGGGCUGGAAAAAGCUCAGCAGGAAACACCAUCCUGGGCAGGGAGGAAUUCCACAUCACUGGAGAAACAGUGCAAUGUAUGACCAGUCAGGCAGAAGUAGAUGGGAGGAAGGUAACUGUGGUGGACACACCUGGCUGGAAGGGGAACUCUGUGAAGGACUAUAUGAAAAGAAUUGUACCAGGUAUCGAAAAGAGUGUGUCUGAAUUACCACCAGGUCCAAAGGCUCACCUUGUUGUGGUUCAAGUUGACCUAACAACAGAUAUUAGCAGAAGCAAAAUGGAGAAACAUCUAGCAUAUCUUAGCGAGAAUGACUGGGAAACAGCAAUGGUGCUCUUCACCCAUGGUGACCAACUGACAAACAUAACUAUUGAGCAACACAUUGAAAAAGACAAGGAACUCCAGAUGCUUGUUGAAAGGUGUGGCAACAGGUAUCAUGUUCUCAAAAAUAAUGACAGAGAAGAUCGCAUUCAGGUCACACAGCUGCUGGAAAAGCUAGAUCAGAUGUUGAUGGAGAGUUUUAGUGACUAUCUGAAUCAAAUGAUUCUACAAGAUGGGGAUAUAGAGAGCAGUCACGAGAAGGAAGAAUCUGAAGCCCAGCAAGAGGAGAAACAGGGAGGAAAAAAGAGUCCAAUAUUCAAGUUUUGGGAGAAAGGCAACACAAAACAAGAGGAGUUAGCAGAACAGGUGGAAAAUACACCAAAGGAAGAGACAGAUACAGAUCAGAAUGGGGAGACCGAGGUGGACCCAUUAACUCUGUCAAACAACAAGAGUGGACUGUUGUCUUUCGGUAUUGGAAAAUUCAACAAGCACAGCACACCUAAGACAGUACCACAAGUGUCGGAGGAGGAGGAUAAGAAAGACAUGCCGAAGGAUGUCCAGAUAAAAGGAGAAAAGGAAGAGGCCUCAAGAGCAGACACCAAGGCCAAAGUCUCCAAAAGUAGUCACCAGAAAGAAGUAAUGGAAGACAAAGAAGAGGAAAAACAGGGAGGAAAAAAGACUGCAACACUCAAGUUUUGGGAGAAAAGCAACACAAAACAAGAGGAGUUAGCAGAACAGGUGGAAAAUACACCAAAGAAAGAUACAGGCACAGAUCGGAAGGGGGAAACAGAGGUGGCGCCAUUAACUGAGUCCAAACAGUCAAACAGCAAGAGUGGACUGUUGUCUUUCGGUACUGGAAAAUUCAAAAAGCACAGCACACCUAAGACAGUACCACAAGUGUCUGAGGAGGAGGAUAAGAAAGACGUGCCAAAGGAUGUCCAGACAAAAGGAAAAAAGGAAGAGGCCUCAAGAGCAGACAACAAGGCCAAAGUCUCCAAACGACAGAGAGCUCCAGUGGAGGCCUGCUCUAACGACAGAGACAAAGCGAGCUGCUGGACAAGAGAGUUCUGUUGCCUCAUUCAGUGAACUUCACCUCUUUCAGGUGAUGUGCUGCUGGAUCAAUUUGUCCAGUUCAUAUUUUAUUCAGUAUCAUGCCCUUAAGAGUAGUAUUAGUGCACAUCUAUUUUUGCAUUUUACAGUGCCCUGCAAAGCAAAGUCAUCUCAAAGAAACUGUAUUUUAAGAGGUAAGAAGAUGAGCAGUAGAGCAGUGCCAGUAGAAAUAAAUGAAAUGUGGAAUGAUGGAAACAGAAUGGUGCAAAUUUAUGUGAUAAUAAAUGAUGAUGAUCACAUAAAGCAAAUGGGAUCAAAGAAAGAUAAGAUGACGGUAGAAUGAUAUGCACAAUCAUUCAAUAAUGUCAACACAUACAUCUUGUCAUGAGUCAAACAAGAUGACAGCUCAUGACAACAACAGCAGAGCUAAACCAAACUAGAUUAUAACGGAGAAAAACCACAACUUGAUUGUACCAUAUAAUAUCAUACAAAAAGUAUCGAAGACCAGCUGAUGUUCUACAGCAUGGCAUUUAAUUAGCAGAGUAAGUUCCAAUGAAUAGGGUUAAGCAAUGCAUGCAUGGUUCUGGGAGUCCCCUGGGUGUGUGCUGGUGUUAAUUCUAGUCAAAGCUACAGUUCCCGGAGUGUAAGGAGCUGUGAUGGAUCCUGGCUACUUUAUAUCACCCAUGUGGGUGUUACACAAUGAUGGUGUUUGAGAUGGUGUUCCCCCUAUCCCC
This is a messenger RNA of Megalops cyprinoides (Indo-Pacific tarpon), 2772 nucleotides long. RefSeq lists its product as uncharacterized. Gene Ontology annotation, molecular function: GTP binding. Gene Ontology annotation, biological process: regulation of apoptotic process. The record is from RefSeq and is a predicted model, not a curated record. The transcript has 9 exons. NCBI's taxonomy places the organism in Eukaryota, Metazoa, Chordata, Actinopteri, Elopiformes, Megalopidae. Bases 44 to 2074 code for a protein of 676 amino acids.